AUGCCUUUGGGUCUUCGUAUUCUCUUGCUAAUUCUAGCAGCAAGCUGUGCCGUUAUUUCUGCCACAGCUGAAGAAGACUUGUGGACAACACAAGACAUUCGCGAGGAGGAUCUUGAUGUUAUUCAUGAGCUACAGCAUAAGAAAUUCAGCGACAAUGAUCUUAAAGAUAUAGAAACAUUGCUCUCAACCAACACUGAAGAUGAUGUCCCGUCAAAAACCCCGGUGAAGACCUCACGUGUCAAAAAGGGUUCACAAACACAAAAGAAAAACAAUACAGUCAAAGAUAAGAGCGUUGAAAAAACACCGAAAACUACAGCUUCAAAAGUAGAACAAAAUGCGAUUAGUAAAAAAAAGAGCGAGGAAUCGACCAGAAGCAUGUUGGAUGCAAUCGUUCAUCGAAUUAUGUCGCAAUACGAUCGUAAGGCGGUCGGGAAAGGCCGUACACACCCAAGUACUACUACGUCGACCGACACAAAAGUGGCGGGAAAUUUGAAAGAUAAAACACUGUCGAGUUUGAGCGAGUCGAAUGCACAAAAGUUUGCCGAGAAAUCUAAGAGUUUUAUCAAACUUAAAACAAACAUGGCAGCUGAUACGGAUAAAAAACAAAACGACAGAGAUAAGGUAGUGUUUUUCCGGCUGGAAGGAAUUGCACACAACAUACUCAGGGUUUUGAAAAACCGUGAACGGACAAGUGAAGGUUUGAAGCUACGUAAGAAAAUCAAUCGAGAGGAUUUGUUGAGAAUACGAGAUUUUAUACGAACGACACGGAAUCCAAAAGUUGACAGGAAAGCCAAAGUUCACAGCGCUAAAGAAGCUUUAGUUGCAAUAAAAAAUCUCAUGAAAUUGAUUAAAAAGAAUAAGUUGGGUGCGAAAGGAAACAGUAAAAUUGGUGAUGCUUUCAAAGAGGCGCAAGCUAUGGAUAGCGUUGCAUUUAUGAAGUCAAAAGUACCGAAAGAUGGCAAAAAUAUUCCUGAAACUAAGGGAAAAGAAUCGGAGAAAAAAGCUACAGAGAUUUCUUCCAAAAAUAAAGACUCCCAUCAAAAACACGAGAAGAAAUAUUACUUGAAAAAGCUUAAAGACUUGAGAGUUAAGUUGUUAAAAGAGAAAUUGUUGAAAGUCUUAAAGUUACGUGAAGGAGAUAAUUUGAACUUGGAUUUAAAAAGGUUAAAAACGAAGCUCGAGGCCAAACGAGAAAAACGGGAUGCGGAACAGGAAAAACCGGUUGGAGAACAGGAAAUACGCAAGAAACAGGGAAAAUACGAGAAGGAAAAAUUAGGAAAACGAAAAGUUCAUAAAAGGAAACACGUUAUGAGAGGAAAGAUGAAGUCAAACCGCGAUAAGAAGCUUGCUAAAGUAUCUCACAAAGAAUUCACGAAGGAUAUUCGAAAAAAGAUCAAGAAACUGAAUGUUAUUAUGGACAAGGGAGAAAACGAACGAGGUGCAAAGAGGUUUGAACUCAUACACGGCCAUAAAAGUUUUCGAAAGAACUUGAUUUCGUUGGCAAAUCUGGACGCAAGUAAAAUGACAGAUGGAGAUUUGAAGAAACUGCACGAUAAGAUAAAUGAGUGGAUUGAGGUUGAGGAAAAACUCGAAAGGGAAACAGAAAAUGGGGAGGUGAAGGAUGAGAUUAGUUCAGGAAUAGACACAGCCAAUGAUUUACUGUCGUCGCUCAAGUUUGUUGAUGAAGACGGCAAGUACGGGGAUGAAAGAAAAUUGAAAGCAGAGGGCGGUGAAAAAAGGGAAAAGAAAAACCGCAAUUUGGAAAUAACUAUCGAUAUCAACAAACAUGGAAAGAACGGACAGCCAAGCGUUAAAAUCGUGAAGGACAACGAUGAGGUUGCGAAUGUUGAAAGUCCAAAUAGUAAAGGAGAAGUUAGCAACAUGUACAGUAGCGGCGACAACCAAGCGACAGAAAAUCCCACACAGAGCGUGGUGCUUGAUGAUGGAGCUACGAAGAGCUACAACCAAUAUGGAGGUAACCAGGAAAGGAACACGUAUGAUAGCAAUGGUAACGUUGCGGCUACAGCGUCUGUGAACAGCAAUAGUGGUAACCCCAACGUGGCAUCUCAGUCGAGGAGCGUGUACCUCAAGGAAAUGGCGAAGGCGUAUAUGGACGGAAAGGCUAUAAAGAAUAAUAAAAACUUUGGGGAGAAAUUAAGAAAAAUGGAGGAAAACUUUGAAAACGAUUUGAACAAUAUGGAAAAUAACAAUAACAAUGACAACAACAAAAAAUAUGAAAACUACGUCAGCAACAAUAAUUAUGGAAAUAACAUCAUCGACAAAAACAACAAAUAUGACAAAAAAAACAACAAAGAAAUUGUCAACAGCUUCGCCAACAAUGACAAGGUUUUGAAACCAGGAACUGCAAACGUACAAAAUGUUGGAGGCUCUUUCAAUGCAAAUGCUCAACAGGUAGAGGCGAGCUUUGGUGGAAAUAGGCAGAAUAACAACGAUUAUCUGACAAAUGAGAACAAUUUGAAUAAAAAUCGAAACAUGAACAGCGGGAAUAUCCAGGGAACUGCAAACAGUGGGAACAAGAAUUUGCCAGAAAACAAUCCUGCAGAAAAUAACGGUGGAAGUCAUGAUGGAAGCCCAGGAGAUGCCGCGAACAAGGGUGGAAAAGGCAACAACAGAUUGAAUGGCGAUACGGGAAGUUUUGGUAACAAUUUGAACGGCGUAUCUGGGCAAAAUGAGGAGGCGAUGAACGAAGGUAUGGUCACUAAGGGAAGCCAGGGGAUAAAUGAUGGUAAGGUUGGUAAUGCAGGACAAAUUGCUCAUGACGAUCAGGUUACCAACGUUGGCCAGGUACCAGCACAGGUUACCAACGUUGGCCAGGUACCAGCACAGGUUACCAAUGAUGGCCAGGUACCAGGACGGGUUACCAACGUUGGCCAGGUACCAGGACGGAUUACAAACGUUGGACAGGUACCAGGACAGGUUACCAACGUUGGACAGGGUCCAGGACAGGUUACCAACGUUGUCCAAGUACCAGGACAGGUUACCAAUCAAGGAAUACUUCCUAAUGGCCACGUGAUUACGAAUGAAGCUGACCUCGCCAGUCAACAAGCAAAGCAGGCGAAUGAGGCUGAGGAAAAUGACAAUAACAUAAACAAAGCAGCGAAUCAACUCGCGAACACCAUGAAUGAUGGAAACCAAGGAAACACAGCUGGUAACGAACCAGCAAGUAACCAACUUGGUGAUAUACAUGGUUCGGCUGAGGUUAAAAUAGAUCAACCAAAAGUUGAGCACUUCGCGAAGAAACCGAAGUCGGUGAAUCCCGACUACGAUGACCAGGACUACGAUUACGCCGAAGCUGGUGAAGAAGAGGCAGAAGAUGAAAAAAUCAUGGCAGAACAGAAACAACUUCCAAAAAAUAAGACGCCCUUCCUUCAGUCAAACAGACAGAACAAGUUCAUGCACCAGCGCAAUCCGAAUACUCCCGAACGCAGCGAUCAUUCCCGACAAAGCUCGCCAGUAGCGUACGACGGAAGCCCGAAUGAUAUUCAGCAAAACAAAAACCAAAAUCAAAUUCAGAGCAAAGGAAAUGGUAGACCCGGGAAAAUAUUCUAUCAUUCCGGAAAACCUGUGUUACAUCAGAACGGCUACAAAAAAUUCGCUGCCAGAUUUCAAAACAGACAAAAGCAGUUAAACUUCCAACGAUUGAACGGAAGAUUUGCAGUUGAUAAGGCGGGGAGAACGGGCAAAUAUUAUCACAAUUUUGCUCCCAGCGGAAGGUUCUCUGGUAAAGUAAAUCAACACAACUCUGAGGUUCAAAGAUUCACAGAUGGUGACCACAGACAUGCAGUACAAGCUGGUUAUUCAACGCAGCAAGUUCCAACGCCAAAAGGUACUUACGGGAGUAACGUUGGAGAAAAUGAAAUCGGAUCAAACGGCAAGGAUAAUGAAGACAUGAGUGGAAGCAUAUUGAAUGGGAAAUUGAUAAAGGAUGAUGGAAUGAAUGAAAAUGUUCACGGGAAUAGAGGAAAUGGUGGAAGCACUUCAAAUGAAAAAACGACGGAAGGAAAUGUGCAACAUGGUGAAGAAAAUAGUGGAAACAUACUGAAUGGAAAAGCGAUGAAAGAUGAUGGAAUGAACGUGAAUACAGGAAUUAAGACACCGGAACAUCGGAUUACUAUAGGAGAAAAAACUCCCGAGGUGGAUUCCAAUACACCAGGGGAAACAGCUCAAGAUGUGGGAUCCAUGCAACCAGAGAAGUUACACGGAAAAGCUUUGUUGAACAACUUUUUAGAUGAAGAAACACUUAGAGCGGGCCAUACAUCAACUGGUGCACCUCAAAGUUCAAACAUCGGUCCACAACAUGAUGAAAGUUCCGAAGGAGAAACGGAGGAGUUGGACGAAGACAGUGCAGGACAACAAGAUUCGUCCAAAAAUCCUCAAGGAUUGCAUCAAGGUUCAUCAAACACGAGCCCAAGCAAUUCUCAGGUCUUGUCAGCGGAAUCGGACGAGACGGAAUCUUCCGAAGGCAUGUCGGACGAUGAGAAUUCGGACGACGACGUUCCGAAAUACUCGGCUACACUCAUAGAUGAUGAUGAUGAAGAAAUGAAUUCAAGUUCAGAUGUUGAACCAAGCAUGCAGGAAAAUACAAGCCAUUUGCAUAGGCUUCACCAGAACAAGAAAGCCAGACAUAGACUUCGUCAAUACAGAUAUAAGAAUCUACGCAGACUGAGACAUAGAAACCGUCAUAACUCAGCUCUUCGCCUGAAAAUGGUCCACAAACACAGGACACAUUUCAAGAACGAUGAUAGUAAUUCACGGCAAAUUUCCCAAGACAAACAAUACGGCAACAUCCACAAUUUAAAACAACUUGUCAACAAUAAGUUCUCAAAGCACAAAGCAUUUGGGCAUUUACCAAAGCCAAAACAACAUAAAGCGGGCAUCAAUUUGGAAAAGAUUCCUGACGCUGAAGCCAUUAUUCGUGGUGCAAUCAGAAAAAAGCCGACAAAAACUAUACACGUCGCGAAAGACAAACCAAAACCAAAAGUGGUGGCGCAAGCGAAAAGUACAAAAUUCGGGACAGGUUCAAAUGAGAAAGUCUCGAACGAAGCGGCAACCUUAGGAAUGCUAAAACUUCAAAAAGCCGAAGUGAAGUUGGGUCUCUCGGGCAAAAAAACAAGUCCCGAGGGUGCAAAAUUCAUUCGGAUUCUACCAGUGGUGGAGGCGGGGGAGGAGGCGGAGAGGGAGGCGGAGGAGGAGGCGGAGGAGGGGGUGUAG
Molecule: messenger RNA, 5232 nt
Organism: Dendronephthya gigantea
Lineage: Eukaryota; Metazoa; Cnidaria; Anthozoa; Malacalcyonacea; Nephtheidae
Product: probable cyclin-dependent serine/threonine-protein kinase DDB_G0292550
Exons: 3
Coding region: 1-5232 (1743 amino acids)
Source: RefSeq, a predicted model, not a curated record